CGAAACUCGGCUGUCGUCGCGACUCUUCGUCCGAUAUUUAGACGUGAAAAUCGAUUCAGUCAUCGUACAGGCAUGACGAUGGACAACCGUCCACCCACGUCUGCUGCCCUCCGUCCAGUGUCGGGGCUGCGGAGUUCUACGGCGUCCACUCAACGGAGUGGCAUUUCCGGGACUGCAAGCCGCUUGAUGACCGCUGCCAGCACGCGGCCUGGUACUCGCAGUGGGAACGCUGCCCAAGGAAUCAGUGCCUUGUCCCCUAUUGCGGUUGCCGAACGGCCGAUAACGCAGCAUGGACUCGUAGCCCCCAAGACCGCCAUGAGUGCGUCGAGGGCUUCGCAAAGACACAUCCAGGACAAGUCGUAUUUUGUGGCUCUGCUCCGAAACAAAAUGACUGAGUUGACGAACGAAAUUGCGAGACUGCAGAGAGAAACAGAAUCGCAAAUGCAAGAGCAGACGACGUACGUUGCCUACGAGAAGAAAGCUGAAACCCUUGCGGCGGAGCUGAAACAACUGCAGGGUGAAAUGGCAGAUUACAACUUGCUGAUGGACAAGCUGAAUACGGAUGCUGAAAUGGAUGAAGUGAGGGAAGAGUAUCGAGAGCUACAGAUGCAGAACGAUCAUGAAGCCAGGAGCAUCGAACUGCUCUUUGAGCAAAGACAAGAAAAAGAGAGUCAGCUGAAACAUCUAGAGGAGGAAAUUGAACAGGAAAGACACAUGGCAGACAGCCUGGUCUCGGCAAUGAAGCCUGAACUGCGGAGCAGGUACGCGGACUUGAAAAAUACCAAUCAAGCUUUGUUAGGUGAGCUAGAAAAGCUUCAGCACCAGCUGAGCAGUUUGCACCUGCAAAAGCAGAACCUCGACGAGGACAUCGCAUUGUCUCAGGUGAAACAAGAAGCUGUGAGUCUCUACGAACGCCUGAGGGAGCUCGAAGAGAAAAAGGCUGUGCUACAAGAGGAAGAAAGGUCCAGAGGAUCUCCAGCUGAAGAACGUGAACGUUUAUUGAAACAGGUCAAAGAAGACAACGCGGAGCUCGCCAGUAUCGAACACCAGGCAGCUGAGAUUCAGGAACACAUUGCUGCUGCCCAGGAAGAACUUUCCCACGUGGACCAAGAACUAGAGGAGCAGCACGGGGAGCGGCGAGCAAAGUACAGGGAACUCCGGAAGCGAGAAGAGACCAUGGACGCCUUUCUCGGAUCGUUCGAUGAAACGAAAGAAUCCGAGCAGAAGCGGCAACGCCAACUGCAAUCGGCCAUUGUGGAACAUCUGGAAAAUAUUUCCAGGAAUCUAGGCCAUUUUACGCAUCUUCCGUCCCAACAGGAAUUGUCCAUUUUGAAAGACGACCUUGCUUUCAAAGAAAAUGAAAUUGAAAGGUCCAAGUCCACGUUAGAUGCCCUUGGACAAGAACAGAAAAAGCUAGCGGUCGACUUGAGAAAGAUCGAACAACUAGAAAAUAAAGUGCAACAAGAGCUGGAGACCCUGAGGACGAAAAUUAGUACCAUGUCAGAAGAGAUGGUAACGUUUAGCGACCUGGACAAGCUGAAGGCCUCGAUUGAACGGAAGAAACAACAGCUCAUGGUAGAGAAAGAAUCCCUCCGGAGGAGGACCGACGCAACUAAGACGGUUGUAGAAGAGGAGCAGUCGACACUGGAUGAACUACAGCGAAAGCUCAGUGACAACGAACUGCUCACCAAGCUGACCAACCUGGAACGCCGCCUCCAGCACCAGGAGCAGAACAAUUUUACGGUUCGAGAAUUUAUAGUUUCCAAAAUGGCCGAGCAUAACUACAAGCCGAUACAACUCAAGGUCCAAGCGCAAGUAGACGCCUACAACAAGAUCCUACAAGACAAUUUAGCGAAAGGAACGACGUACUAUGGAUGAAUGCAGAGAGACGUCUGGUACGCCUAUAUUGGCACCUGGACCUACUUAAGUCCAUGACCGUCCACUAUUAGAGUAUA
Molecule: messenger RNA, 1955 nt
Organism: Ornithodoros turicata
Lineage: Eukaryota; Metazoa; Arthropoda; Arachnida; Ixodida; Argasidae
Product: intraflagellar transport protein 74 homolog
Exons: 9
Coding region: 73-1878 (601 amino acids)
Biological process (GO): intraciliary transport involved in cilium assembly; cilium assembly
Cellular component (GO): cilium; centrosome; intraciliary transport particle B
Molecular function (GO): beta-tubulin binding
Source: RefSeq, a predicted model, not a curated record